UCUGCGAGUAAAUAAAACAGGAUUUUCUUUGAAAAAUCAUCUUUCUACCGAUCGAAUUGACUACUUUCCUGAAUCAUAGCUGCGAUGUACCUAAAUGCUUCACCCAGGCCCGAAGAAGACGAUGAUCCUUUUAAUAAGAGACGUCUUGAAGACCGAAUAGAAUCUGCAGUUGAGAUCGCAAGACGGGAGCGGGAAGAACGAAGGAAACGAAUGAGAUUUGACAGGCCAACCCGAAACUCUCAGCCUGUCUUCCGUGAUCAGUCUUAUCACAACAGAGAUACUAGAGUCUAUGACCAAACCAAGAUCCCUCAAGGUUGGCUAGAUUGUCCUGGGUUUGGUCUGGAGAUAGGAUGCAUUAUUCCUUCAAAGGUUCCCCUUAGUGAAUCUUACAACGAACAUGUUCCUCCUGGCAAAAGAUACUCUUUUAAACAGGUGGUCCGUAACCAGAGAAUUAAUGGACGAAAGCUUGGUCUAGUGAUUGAUCUUACUAAUACUACUCGUUACUAUCCUACAUUAGAAUUAAAGAAGGAUGGCAUCAAGCAUGUUAAGAUUGCCUGCAGGGGUCGUGAUGCUGUGCCAGAUAACGUUUCUGUAAACAACUUCGUCAACGAGGUACUUGUUUCAUCUGUUCAAGAUGAUGAUGAUGAUGGUGAGGAUGGUGAGGCUCCGCCUGGCACUGUUCAGGAAAUCGAUCAGGAAUAUGUGAAGAUGUCAAAUGAUGACAUUUUAGGUGAUGAAAUACCCGAUUGUCAAGCGGAUGCUUACCGACAGUUCUGUUAUAAGAUGCUUUAUACAGAGGAAGAAGAACUUAAGAAAAUUAUUGGGAAAAAAGGAUUUACGCAAUUCCCAGGUUCGCACCCUGUAUCUUUAGACAGAGAGAGUUUACAAUUUUUGAGGCAGCGUUACUAUUAUGCGACAUGGAAGGCAGAUGGAACACGUUAUAUGAUGCUCUUAACUAUAGAUGGGUGCUACCUGAUAGAUAGGAGCUUUAAUUUUCGGAGGGUACAGAUGCGUUUUCCCCGUAAGCACUCAAGUGAAGGAAUUUCUGAUAAAGUGCAUCAUUACACUUUGCUUGAUGGAGAGAUGGUUAUUGAUAAUCCAAAGGGUGAUCAAGAAGGCCAGGCAAGGAGGAGGUACCUCGUAUACGAUCUGGCAGCACUCAACGGCGAAUCAGUCGUGAAGCGGACUUUCUGUGAAAGAUGGAACAUGCUCAUGAAAGAAGUGAUCGCACCCCGAGAUGGUGAGAGGGGGAUAAGUAGAAAUUGUUACAGAUACGACCUGGAGCCUUUUGGAGUUCGAAUGAAGGGUUUUUGGUUACUCUCUACUGUUGAGAAGCUUUUGAAGGUUACCAUUCCUUCGCUUUCGCAUGAAUCAGAUGGCCUAAUAUUUCAGCGUCGGGACGACCCCUACGUUCCCCGAACCCAUGAAGGUCUUCUGAAGUGGAAAUAUGCGGAAAUGAACUCACUUGACUUUCUGUUCGAGAUGGAUGAGACUGAUGGGCGAAGAAUGCUCUUCUUGCACGAAAAAGGAAAGAAAAAGCUCAUGGAAGGCUAUUCGGUUGAGUUUAGAGAUGAUGACUCGAACCCGGCCACUUACUCCGGAAAGAUUUUAGAGUGUAGGUGGGAUUCAGAGAAUCAAGUUUGGGUUUACAUGCGGAUCAGAAUGGAUAAACCUACACCAAACGAUAUUGAGACCGCUCGUAAGGUGAUAAAAAGUAAAUAUAACCGACAACAUCACAGAGGAAGUGCUGCUUCAAGAAAUAAGAGAGAUCAUUCGUCUCCCAAUGUACGCAGACCGUAUCGGAAUUGACAGUCGAGCGGCUGUGACACGCCGAAGGUGACAAAAGUUUAUUAAUUUGGGUAC
Molecule: messenger RNA, 1863 nt
Organism: Camelina sativa (false flax)
Lineage: Eukaryota; Viridiplantae; Streptophyta; Magnoliopsida; Brassicales; Brassicaceae
Source: RefSeq, a predicted model, not a curated record